This is a messenger RNA of Malaclemys terrapin pileata, 5438 nucleotides long. It is a transcript of the gene DCBLD2, whose product is annotated as discoidin, CUB and LCCL domain containing 2. The record is from RefSeq and is a predicted model, not a curated record. The transcript is spliced from 15 exons. The coding region runs from base 28 to 2121 and encodes 697 amino acids. Lineage: Eukaryota; Metazoa; Chordata; Testudines; Emydidae.
GCGGCCGCGCUGGAGACGCCGCGGGGCAUGCUGAGCCCGGAGCGCCCGCUCCCCGCGGGGACCCGGCCGGCGGCCGCCGCGCUGCUCCUGCUGCUGCUGCUGCGGGGCGCCGGGGCGCAGAAAGGUGAUGGUUGUGGACACACUGUUCUUGGCCCAGAAAGUGGAACUCUUACUUCAAUAAACUACCCACAGACGUAUCCCAACAGCACGGUGUGCGAGUGGGAGAUUCGUGUAAAAUCCGGACAGAGAGUGCAGCUCAAAUUUGGUGAUUUUGAUAUUGAAGAUUCAGAUGCUUGCCAUUUUAAUUACUUGCGAGUUUACAAUGGAAUUGGACCCACCAGGACAGAGAUAGGUAAAUACUGUGGUCUGGGCUUUCAGAUGGACAGUUUAAUUGAGUCAAAAAGUAAUGAAGUCACAGUACAGUUCAUGAGCGGGACACAUCUUUCUGGGCGUGGAUUUCUUGCCUCAUAUUCAACCACUGACAAAUCAGACCUAAUAACCUGUUUAGACAAUGCAAGUCACUUUUCUGAACCAGAAUUCAAUAAGUAUUGUCCAGCUGGAUGUGUGAUUCCUUUUGCUGAUAUUUCUGGCACUAUUCCUCAUGGAUACAGCGAUUCCUCGUCACUUUGCAUGGCUGGUGUGCAUGCAGGAGUGGUGUCAAAUAUUCUGGGUGGCCAAAUCAAUGUUGUAAUCAGCAAAGGCAUUCCAUAUUAUGAAAGCUCUUUGGCUAACAAUGUCACCUCAAAAGAAGGACUAUUAUCUGUAAGUCUCUUCACGUUUAAGACUAGUGGUUGCUAUGGGACACUGGGAAUGGAAUCUGGAGUAAUCCCUGAUUCUCAGAUUACUGCAUCAUCAAGUCUAGAGUGGCCUGACCAAACAGGCCAGGCAAACAUCUGGACUCCUGAAAGAGCCAGAUUGAAAAGGCCUGGACCUCCUUGGGCUGCUUUUACCACUGAUGGAUAUCAGUGGUUACAAAUAGACCUGAAUAAAGAAAAGAGAAUAACAGGCAUUAUAACUACUGGAUCCACCAUAGUAGAGUACUACUAUUACAUCUCUGCCUACCGAAUUCUAUACAGUGAUGAUGCACAGAAAUGGACAGUAUACAGAGAACCUGGUGUUGAUCAGGAUAAGAUAUUUCAAGGAAACACUGAGUAUUACCGGGAAGUUCGCAAUAACUUCAUUCCACCUAUUAUUGCACGUUUUGUUAGGGUUAACCCGUUAAAAUGGCAUCAGAAAAUUGCAAUGAAAGUGGAACUGCUAGGAUGUCAGUUUAGUAUAGGUCGGGCUCCAAAACUUACCAUGCCGCCACCACCACCACCACAAAGUAACAAUAACUUCUCCGUGCAGACUGAUAAAACAACCUCCACUCCUGAGAUCAAAAACACCACUGUGACUCCAACUGUAACCAAAGAUGUGGCACUGGCAGCAGUCCUAGUUCCAGUAUUGGUGAUGGUCUUCACUACUCUCAUUCUGAUCUUAGUGUGUGCAUGGCACUGGAGAAACCGAAAGAAAAAAGCUGAAGGAACAUAUGACUUACCUUAUUGGGAUCGCGCAGGCUGGUGGAAAGGCAUGAAGCAGUUUCUUCCUGCCAAGUCAGCAGAGCAUGAAGAAACCCCUGUUCGCUAUAGCAACAGUGAAGUUAGUCACCUGAGACCAAGAGAAGUCCCAACUAUCUUACAGACUGAGUCUGCAGAGUAUGCUCAACCACUGGUAGGGGGAAUCGUUGGUACACUUCAUCAGAGAUCAACCUUUAAACCAGAAGAGGGAAAAGAAGCAAGCUAUGCUGAUGUGGAUCCUUACAACUCACCUGUACAAGAAGUUUAUCAUGCUUACGCUGAACCAUUGCCUGUCACUGGACCAGAAUAUGCAACCCCAAUAAUCAUGGACAUGUCAGGUCAUCCCACUGCACCUCUUGGUGUUUCUUCUAUUUCUACUUUCAAGGCUACAGGGAACCAAGCCCCUCCCAUAGUGGGAACUUGCAAUAAACUCUUAGCUAGGACAGAUAGCUUAUCAUCUGCACAUGCACUGUAUGAUACACCAAAAGGGAUGUCUGGACCGGAUUCCUCAGUUGAAUUGGUGUACCAGGUACCACAGAGCAUGCCACAUUUCACAGGAAGUUGAGAACUGAGGUAAGUCAUGAAUGAGCUAGGGGGUGGCAAAUGUGAAUUCUUAAAACAAAAUUCUUUGAAGGUGACUAUAUUAAAAUGUCAGUUUUGAAUCACAUUGAAUUUUUUUUGUAUUGUAAGUUGUAGUAACGUGGAGUUGAACAAAAAUGUGAUGUGAUAUCGGAGGUCCAGAAAACUAACAAUCCUGCCAUUUCUUUGAGGGUAUAUACAUAUGAUUUAUUUGUUGCUGUUCAGAAAUCAUGGACACCCAGUUUACUACUGUACAUGAGAGAGAGAGAGGAGGUCCCUAAGAUGAACUUCAGCAAUUGAUAGUCACGCUGCAUGGAGAUGAGAGAUACAUUGCUAUAGCCUGAGAGCCAAUAAUUUAGACCUUGCUGAAGGUACGGUUCCUGAAAUACCAAAAAGCUUUAACGUUUCUGAAAUCCACAUGCAACUGAGGGAUUGUACCCAACAUCUAGUUUCCCCAAAGAGAACUUCAAAAAAACUUGAUAUUUCUGGGACUGCUCCUGCUGUAACUGAACUCUAGGACAAAACUCCCACUGACUUCAUCGGAAUCAGGAUCGAGCUUGAAUGAGUACAAGUGUUCCACCUUUUUCUUUGUGGGAUCAGCAAUCCGGAGUUGCUGGAAAUCUCUAAGGUGAGCUACUUCGGAGGAAACAAUUUUUCUACUGUACUUAGCUUCCUUUUAAAAAAAACUAAACCCCAACAUCUGUUAGCUUUGUAAUGUAAGUUGUUACCUUUGCCACAUCUUCUCAAGUCUCGUUGACUUUAAGGUCAGAAGGGACCAUCAAGAUCACCUAGUCUGACCAUCUUCACAUUGUAGGCCACAGAACCUCACCCCUGUCUUUUCUAGUGAUAAUUUCUCUGUACUAAUUCAUUGUGUGAUCAGACUCUUUUCUAAACAGAGACUACAGUGUGAUCAGUGUCCUUAACAAUUGGUUACUUGGGAAUUUAUCCCUAGUAAGUGAGACUACUGAAUUAUCCUAAUUUGAAUCCUCCGAGUUCCCAAUUGCCUCUGCAAUGCGGCUGAAAACUUGGUCAUUCUUUGAGGAAAUUGCAGGUCUAGAAGAGUGACACUUUUUUUUAAAGAACUUGUACUGGUUUAAAUCAGUAGGCAAGUACUGCUGAGAGCUUUUAAGAUUAAGGGACAGGUUUUCAAGCUCAUGCUCAAAAAUGCCCAGCGUAAGCACAUGAAUAAAAUGACAACUGCAUGAAAGUUGGAGUUUGUGCAUAGACAUAGCAGUUUAUUUACACAAACACUACACUUCUGGGGAGUUGCGGGUACAUUUUGGCCAGGUGCAUUUGAAAAUUUGGUCCUCUGGACUUGUAAACAUAACUGCUCAUGUCUAGAAUGAAGGGUGAAAAUAACCAAGUCUUAACAAACAAAUUGAGAUUUGUUUUAAAGUGUGCACCAGUUUAGAAGCUACUACGUAACCUAUUGGAUUCAUCAUAUACUUGAUUGUUUCAACUGUCCCUGCUGUGUUUUUAUUGAAUUAAAGCUGUGCUGAAUUUCAUAUUAAGAGAAAUGGAGAUAAAGCUCCAUAGCUUGAUUUAAUCUUGCCAAAUGAAAAUUUCUCUGGUUGCUGUUUAAAAAAAAUACACCACCACCAAAUUGUUUUAAUCACUUUGACAUUUAUCUUGUAGAAACAAAGCAUAGUUUGUUUUGAUUAAACAAAUAAUGGUGAGUAGUGAAAAACUUCUUUAAAUAGCUUUAUUUUUUUUUUUAAUGGCACUGUUGGGAGGAUACUGAAAAAAUUUAUAAAUGUGACAUCCUUGCAUACACAGUAGCCCAGUUUUAUGGAUUUUUCUAUUGAUACAUGAUUCAAAUGAGCCUUGUUUUUUGUCCAGGGCCUAUAUAAUUGGAUGUACAACUAAAUAUAGAUAUAAACUAAUGCUGGUAAAAGUGACUGUGCCAAUCCCAAAUGUUAGAAAAAUCUAUUUAGUAGUACCUUACUUCAUUCUUGCUGCAAAUUGGAAAGAUUUACUCUGCCUUUUCCCUUGAUACUGAGUUUUUACAAAAAUGUGAUGCAUAACUUAUUUUUCUUCUGUUACUGAGGUACUAAGACUAAUCACAUUUGUGAUAGUAACCAUUUGGAAUUAUGUGCACUGUGUUUUAAGGCCCGAUCCUGCAAACUCUUAUGACUAGUUCUACUGAUGAAAAUAAAGUUUUGUAGGAUUCGCCUCUAAAUGUGAAUAUUUUAAGUCUCAGUGGCCUACAAGCCUCAGCCUUCCGAUAAAACUUUCAAUUACUAGCCCCGUUACUUAUUUGUACUAGUCCCUUGUUUAAUGAAAGGAUUACAUAAAUAUUUGUUAAAAUUCCCACAGCUGGUGAUUGUUCUAUCUGUGGUAUUUUCCUAAAUGUAUUUAUUUGUUUAAAGAAAACUAGAAGUUUGGAGACACUAGCUCUUAAAUGUGUCUGACAAACUUAUUCUGGAUAAAAAAAAAAUGUAGUGCUACCUCUGGGCAAUCUGCGCACAUCAGCGCUUUGAAAUAAAUUUAACUAGUGAAUUGUCAAAAUUUAGAUCAAAGCUUUAGCCAAAAGAAAUGGCUUAGCAGAGCUUAUUUCACAAUAACUUAAGAGUGAUGCAGGGAAAAAGGUAAAGAUUUGCUUUAACCAGCUGCUGUAUGAAAGCUGGGUCUAACAUCUAUCUGUACCCCAGCCAUAGCACAUAAGAAAUGAGUGCCUUUGAAUAAAUUCACUUGUUUUUAAGGUAGAUCAGAAUUUUAGUAGAAAAACAUUUAGAAGCCAAAUCCCUCCAAUGCAGUAAGAGUUUGUUUAUAGAACAAUACAGUUGAUGAGGCUGUUUGUCUUAAAAAUCAGGACUUCUUUAAAAAAAAAAAAAAAAAAGCCAAAAUAUUUUAUAAUUCUCUUUCCAGGUUUACAAAAAGCUCACUUUAAGUUGAUUUUGCCACUUUAAACAUUUUUUUUUUUUACUCUUGGAUGAAAUGUCACUAAUGUACAUCUGCUCAAAUUAUUUUAGUCAUUUUUACCAUGCCAGGAUUACGUGCCUAAUGUACAGUUCAGCAUCAAACUUGAGCUAAUAGCCUCUAUUGCAGAUUUGAACUGAAUGUAAGAUGCAUAACUACAUGUGGCAUUAUCCCAUGUACAGUAAAACCAGAGGUACACUGAGGGGUUCUUUAUUCUAUAGCAAUAAUGGAUUCAAAAUAUGAAAAUGGCUGUUCUGUUCUCCCAGAAUGUACUUUCUUACCUCAGCCUGUAGUUACUCUGUAUUUGUAUAUAUUGCUAGACUUUAGAUUGUAUAGAUAGUGAGAUUUUUAUGUAUUUUGAAUAAAUUGUACAUAUGUAUCAUG